AACUAGUGAACCCGCUCCCUGGGAGGUAUUGCCAGGGGCGGCACUGGCAUCACAGGAAGUGGGGGGGACAAGGACAGAGCCAACAGGAGUAGGGCGGGGAUCAGGGAGAGAAUCCGGGAAGGAGGUAGAGGCAGGAUCCGGAGCCUCCAUAGGUGAGACGCCGGAAGGUGGCUCCUCCUGGCCAGGCUCAAGGAUCUGGGAAGUGGGCAGGGGACCCCUAACGAUGCCGGGCUCAGCCACUGUGGCACGUGCGGCAGCCUCGGCACCCAGAGAGAGAUGGUGGUCAAUGGGGUCCCCGCUGAGGAAGGAGGGCGGGUCCUCCACACCCAAGAGGGACACCCCCUGGGAAGCGGGUCUCAGCAGCGGGGCACUGGCCGUCGCCCCAAGGGGCUCGGCAGCUGCCAACAGAGUGCCACCCACAGCCGAGUCGAGGGAAGAUUCCAGGGGACCCUCAGAGGUGGGAGCAGAAACAGCGGGUAGGGGAAGGGAACCCAGGGACAGGGGGGAUGUAGUGAGGUCGCCCAGAUCGAGGCCCGCCGGCAGAGGGUCGUCCUCCCCCUGCGUGACCGGGGUCAAACCCAGGGCCUCGAUUUCUGCGUAGAUGGGAGGGAGAUCACAGUCCACCACCCCAGGGCCCUCCCCGCCAGCACCCGAGGCGAUACCCACCGCGGCGCUCUCAGAGGCGCCAAGUGGGAAGGGGGCGAGAGAGGCUCCCUCGGGGGCAUCCACGGGAAGGGACCCCGGAGGAGGGGCGGUGUCACCUUCCGGUGCUGCCACGGCAUCCCCAGCCGGCACCACAAACUGGGAGUCAUCAGGGGACAAGGCGGGAGACUCGACAUCGGCGCCCCCCUUCCUGCUCUUCCGGGGGGCCUCCGAAUCCGAAGUAUGUAAAGAAACUCGAGCCUUCCGCUUGCCCCGCUUCCCCUGCACUAAGGACCAGCCCUCCAUGGCAUCAUCCGGGGGCUGGCUAACAGGGGUCGGCUCGGGGGGCAAGGGCAAUGGCUCAGGGACUCGAGGAGGCAGUGGUGGGACAGCAGAAACCGGGGAGGAUUCCCCCUGGGACGAGCCCUCUCCCACGGCCGGCGGUAGCCCCGCCACACCCUCCUCCACAGAGGUGGACCGAGAAGGAGGAGGAGGGGCAGCUUCGGGUGCCGGGCAGCUAGGGGGACCGGCGAUGACAGGGUCGGCGCCUUGCCGGGGCUCAGGGGUCCCGGACGCUCCUCCGUGCUGGGCCAAGGGACAGUCCCUCCGGACGUGCCCCAUCGCCCGGCAGAGGUAGCACCGGGCCUCCCCCGUUGAGUAAUGCACCCGGUAGUGGGCUCCCUGGUAAGGGACCAGAAAGGACCCCUCGAGCGCCUCUCCGCCACGCGCCGCCGGCGGCAGUUGAAGCUGCACUUGCCGGCGGAACGAGAGAACAUGACGGAGGGCGGGGUCCUUGCAGCCCAAGGGGAGAGGGCUGAUGACAGAGAUGGGGCGUCCCAGGGCAGAAAGGGCGGGCAGCAGGGCGGCAUUGGGCAGGAAGGGAGGGACGGAGGUCAAGAUCAAGCGGACCCCCAGGUCUUCUAACGGCUCCAGGGGGACGAACACGCCCCCCACCGCCAGGCCCGUC
Molecule: messenger RNA, 1609 nt
Organism: Gopherus flavomarginatus (Mexican gopher tortoise)
Lineage: Eukaryota; Metazoa; Chordata; Testudines; Testudinidae
Product: translation initiation factor IF-2-like
Exons: 2
Coding region: 602-1279 (225 amino acids)
Source: RefSeq, a predicted model, not a curated record